AUGUACACUUUAAGUCAGGAAGAAUACGAAAAAAAUCGCGGAGCCCUCUUCAGAAACUUUUUUCCCGAUGAACCCGGAACAAGCCGAGACGGUAAGAAGAAUGAAAAAGUACUCAAAAAUCAAUUCAUUUCAGGAAGCUCACAAAAAGAAAAGACGGCUGCACAAGAGUUAAUAGAGACAAAAAAGAAGUCGAUUCAAAGUUAUUUCAAUCGAUUUUUCCGGUAAUGAGUAUUUAUUUGAAUCGCAUUCAAACGAAUGGUUUCUAGUGAACGAAAAGGAGCGACGAAUGAUAGUUUCGACUUGAAAAGAGUGAAAUACGACGACUUGGGAAUCCCACAAGAUGCAGGAGGACUGAACAAGUUGCGAUUCAAGUCAGAGAACUUGGGAAUAGUUCCGACACAACUGAAUCACAUUCCUCCGUGGCUCUUUCGACAUUUCGAGUAUGCCUAUUACGUUUCACUUCAGUUCAACCAGCAUCAAAAAUUUACAAAACUUUUAAAGCUGCGAAAGCUACAAAAAGAGCUACCGAUUGCUGAAAGAGCCACAGAAAUUGUAGAGUUGCUGAAGACGGUUUGUGAAUUGCGACGAGUAAUAUCAGCCAACAACAAGUUUCAGAAUCAGGUCCUGAUUGUGGCGGGAGACACGGGAUGCGGAAAGUCCACUCAAGUGCCGCAGUACCUCCUGAAGGCCGGAUACACUGGAGUCGCUUGCACGCAGCCAAGAAGGAUCGCCUGCACGGCUCUGGCCCGUCGUGUGGCCUACGAAACACUGAACCAGUACGCAAGUGAAGUCGCUUUCCAAAUCAGGUUUACACUAUUUCAUAAUUUCAGAAUAAUUGAAGUAUUCUUUUCAGAUUUGAAACGACGAAAUCAAAAAGAACAAAACUGCUGUUCCUGACGGAAGGCCUUCUCCUUCGGCAGAUGGAAAAAGAUUCGCUUCUGGAACAGUACAAUGUGAUUAUUCUGGACGAGGUGCACGAAAGACAUCUGACAUCAGAUCUUCUGAUCGGACUUCUCCGAGAUUUGUGUUCGAAAAGAGAAGAUCUUAAGUUGAUUCUCAUGUCUGCCACAAUCAACCUCGAACUCUUCAAGGGCUACUUCGAAGGUGCUCCCGUAGUCCAAGUGCCCGGUCGUCUCUUCCCAAUUGAUAUCAAGUGGCAUCCCAUUAAGCAGUUUGUGGAACAGUCUGAGAAGAAAACACACAAGAUCGACCCGGAGCCGUAUCUCAAAAUUCUGGAAUUGAUCGAUCAACAGUUUCCGAGCACUCAAAGAGGCGAUGCUCUAAUUUUUCUAAAUGGAGUUGCCGAGAUUUCGAUGGUGGCAGAACAUCUGAAGAACUACGCAGAGCACACGAAAGGAUGGAUCAUUCUGAUGCUGCACAGCACUCUUUCGGUCGAAGAACAGGACAAAGUGUUCGAUCAGGCUCCCAACGGCGUCCGCAAGUGCAUUCUCUCGACAAAUGUGGCCGAAACAUCCGUGACUAUCGAUGGAAUUCGGUUUGUGAUUGACAGCGGAAAAGUGAAUUUGAUCAAGCACGAGCCGGGAACAGGAACACAGAAACUGACGGAGUUCUGGGUGAGCAAAGCGUCAGCGAAUCAACGAAAAGGAAGAGCCGGACGAACUGGACCGGGAAUCUGCUACCGACUGUAUUCGCACGAGCAGUUCGAGAAAAUGGAAGAUUUCACGCAAUCCGAAAUCAAUAGAGUUUCCCUCCAGGAGAUGGCUCUGAAAAUGAUCAGCCUGAAUUUGGGACGUGAGUUUCCGCAUUCGGUAAUGAGAACUAGGCAAUCCUUACUGUUUCAGUUGAUCCACGUACGUUCCCUUUUAUCGAAAAACCAUCAGGGGAGGUUCUCAAUGAAGGCUUGGAAAUGCUGAAAUUCCAGCGAGUGCUCAGAUCCGAUCGCGAUAUUCUGACGUUGACUUCUCUCGGAAACAUGAUCUCGAAGCUGCCAGUGGACGUCCCAAUUGCGAAAAUGCUCGUGUACGGAUGCGUUGUCGAUGAACUCGAAGUGAUGCUGACUGUUGCCGCAGGACUUUCCGUCCAAUCCCCAUUCACAAAUCGAUCGUAUCGCGAGCUGGAAAUUGUGGAACGACGUGCAUCGCUGACAAGUCCGAUGGGCGAUCCGUUCACCCUGAUUGCUGUGUUCCGAGAGUGGGUGCUCCAGAAGGCAUUCGAAGGAACUGCCCGAAGGUGGACAAUGGAAAACGGAAUUGACGAGCACAGACUGUACGAAAUCAGUAAACUACGUUCUCAAUACAGACAAAUUCUGGAAGAUGCGGGACUGGUGGAGAGGGCGUCGGCUGCAGAAACGGGAGCGGAUGACUCGAGGCAACGGCGUAUUGAUCAGGGAGAGAAGAGGAAGUUGUUCGAUUUGAAAAGAUCUCAAAGGAACAACGACCGACGACAGAAGGUGUUAAACGCAAACAAGCAUUUCGACACAAUUCUGAUGGAAAAGGAGGAAGAAGACUUGGAAGCGGAGAAGGAUCCGUUGAAAGCAGACGUCAAAACUGUCGAAUUCCUGUUGAGUCACAAACAGAGAGACGUCGAGAACAUCCGGAAGACACACAAGCUCUCGAGAAGAACCGCAGAAGUAAUUCGGGUAAUCAUCGCCGCCGGGCUCUAUCCGAACUUUGCAAUUCUUGAUCCAGUUAACAAGUACAGCGUAAGUCUGCCAAAAAACUAAAAUACAAACGAGCCAUAGGUGCUGCCGGCGCUCAACUCAAAAUACCUAUUAAACGAGCCCAAUUUCAGUACGGCCAGGAGAUGUUCGUUCACACUCGACUCAAGCCAUUCACUCAGAUCCAUCCAAACUCUUCGAUUGCUCAAUAUCACCCGGAAAGUAUUGAUCCCCGGCAGAACUCGGAAGGCUUCUCCAAACUGCAUCAGAUCCCAUUCUUCGGCCUUCUUCUCGAAACCACAAAGCCCUAUAUUUGCAAUGUCAUGCCGGUUCCGGCCAUUUACGCUCUUCUUGUCGCGCAGAAAAUCAUCAUCGAAGACUGGAUUGAGCUGAUCAUCGACGACUUCCUCGAGCUCAAAUUCAGAAACCGUGAGGAUUGUAGAAGCGUGGUUUUGGACGCGAAAGAGAUUCGUUACGAAAUGACUAAGGGCCUCGCCGCGAAAUUGGUCGGAGGAGACUUCAACAGUAGGAGAUUGACCAGGUACAUCGACCUGCUAAAUCAGUCAAUUAUGGAAAAGGGAGUGGAAUUGUCAGUGAGGCGGAAUGUGAAUCCACCGAAAGUGCUCACUGGAAUCGGAAUUCAUUCUCCCGACGGGGCAAUUGAUAAAGAGGUACGGCCCAGUUGAAGAAGCGAAUUAGUCUCGAGUAUUGCAGGAAGACGUGGAUAGCCUCGUGCAAAGAUUUGAGAAGAACGAACAGAAUGCACAAGAUGACAAGGAAGAAGAAGAAGAGAAAGUGCUGGAGGAACUGCGUGCGGAUGUGAUGUGUCCUCCGACCAGAGACAUGAUAGAAGAAGCAGAAAAGAAGGAGGCGAAAAUGAAAGAAGUUCCAAAAGAGUCUUACUAUGAGAAGUUGCUGAAAAGACGGCAAGCAAAGGAAGAGUUCGGAGAACCCGGAGCGAAACGGCCAAAAGUCGAGCCUAUUGAGCAUGAACAUUAA
Molecule: messenger RNA, 3616 nt
Organism: Caenorhabditis sp. 36 PRJEB53466
Lineage: Eukaryota; Metazoa; Nematoda; Chromadorea; Rhabditida; Rhabditidae
Source: the annotation of a GenBank genome assembly